Molecule: messenger RNA, 1227 nt
Organism: Prosopis cineraria
Lineage: Eukaryota; Viridiplantae; Streptophyta; Magnoliopsida; Fabales; Fabaceae
Product: transcription repressor MYB6-like
Exons: 3
Coding region: 130-774 (214 amino acids)
Source: RefSeq, a predicted model, not a curated record
CCCUUCUCUCUUUCUCUUUAAAGCCAUAGCCAUAGUUCUCUGGGUUCUUUCUUACAUCUUACAUUGAAUGCCAAAGAAAGAGAGAGAAGAAGAAGAAGAAGAAGAAGAAGAAGAAGAAGCUCAUAAGGAAUGAGAAAGCCUUGCUGUGAAAAACAAGACACCAACAAAGGAGCUUGGUCUAAGCAAGAAGACCAAAAGCUCAUCGAUUACAUCCAAACUCAUGGUGAAGGCUGUUGGCGUUCCCUUCCCAAAGCCGCAGGGCUGCAUCGUUGCGGAAAAAGUUGCAGGUUGAGAUGGAUAAAUUAUUUGAAGCCUGAUAUCAAACGUGGAAACUUUGCUCAAGACGAAGAAGACCUCAUCAUCAAGCUCCAUGCCCUCCUCGGCAACCGGUGGUCCUUGAUAGCUGGAAGGUUGCCUGGAAGAACAGACAACGAGAUAAAGAACUAUUGGAAUUCUCACAUCCGUAGGAAGCUAACGAAGAUGGGUAUAGACCCUGAGAACCAUAAGCUUCAUCUUCACCAGAGCUUUCAUAAUCAUCGUCCUCGUCAUGAUGAUGACGAUGAUGAUGCCCUACCGGCUGCUGCCGCGACAUCCUCUGACUCAUUAAAGGAAAAAGAAAAACCAUCGUCCAAGUUGAAUCUUGACCUCACUAUUGCUUUUCCUUCUCGCACUGCACCAAACCUAAAUUCUGCUGAGUCCUCCCACAAUACUGCUGCUAAUAAUAAGGACAUGGAUCAGAGCCAAUCAGCUCCAACCCUUCCUCUAUUUAACUAGCUUCAUAAUAUAUAUGUCUCAUGUAUAAAUUCUAAUUGAAUGUUCAAUAUAUAUAUAUAUAUAUAUUGACCUUUAUGUCAGUACAAGUUGAGCGCAAAUAUUCAGAUCUCUCUGUAUUUUGUAAAUUUAGGUGCUUGUUGGUUACGGCAAGAAAAUUAGGUCACGAGGUCGACAAAAAACAUUCAUCCAAUUGAUCAUGAUUAUGAUAUGUUUCAUAUCUUAAAAAUGGUGUGGGUUUAUUUGAGUUUUGCUGCUAAUGGGAAUGCCUUAUUAGUGAGUACUUUGUACAUAGCUUUAUUCUAAAUUAUCUUAUAUAGGACUGUUAGAUGCGUCAUAACUUUGAUAAGCUGCUUUUGGAGUUAAAUUCUUCAUUCAAACAGCUUCCUUGUAACAAAUAGAUGUGUGUGUCAGUGUGUGUAUACAUAUAUAUGGCAAGAAAGUGUCGUUUGCGUA